AUGGACUGUGCCGGUCGGGUCCUGAUCGGAACUUCAAGUCGCUGUCGACUCAGCAUUGAAAGCCUCAAGACACACUUCGGCACGUCUUCCGACUUGACGAUUCUUCCGAACAAGGACGCGUUCUCAUCGUCGUCGUUCUCCUCCAGACCCCUCGCAUUUCCAACCUCAGCAGCAAUAUCGCCCACAGUCCUAAUCGGGGCGAGUCUGAGGACUAUCGCAAUCAAGCUCUCUGAGACUGGAUUUCGCACUUCCCCCAGCCUGCACGAUUGGCGCGUCACGCAAUUAGCGACAAACAAUGGAGGAUCCACCGACUGA
Messenger RNA from Puccinia triticina, 315 nucleotides. RefSeq lists its product as uncharacterized. NCBI's taxonomy places the organism in Eukaryota, Fungi, Basidiomycota, Pucciniomycetes, Pucciniales, Pucciniaceae. The transcript has 2 exons. The coding region runs from base 1 to 315 and encodes 104 amino acids. The record is from RefSeq and is a predicted model, not a curated record.